Messenger RNA from Tachyglossus aculeatus (Australian echidna), 3456 nucleotides. It is a transcript of the gene SLC19A1, whose product is annotated as solute carrier family 19 member 1. NCBI's taxonomy places the organism in Eukaryota, Metazoa, Chordata, Mammalia, Monotremata, Tachyglossidae. Gene Ontology annotation, cellular component: basolateral plasma membrane; plasma membrane; apical plasma membrane. Gene Ontology annotation, biological process: folate transmembrane transport. The transcript is spliced from 7 exons. The record is from RefSeq and is a predicted model, not a curated record. Bases 281 to 1753 code for a protein of 490 amino acids. Gene Ontology annotation, molecular function: folic acid binding; folate:monoatomic anion antiporter activity.
CUGGUCCUGGGCGCUGUGCAGAGUGUGCAGCGCAGAGUGGGCACCCCUAGGGAAGGCCCCGGAUGCUGCUUGGAAGAGCAAUAUGAGCUGAGAGCCGGGUGGUCCUGGGGGCACUGCAGGUGGCCUUGCAGAGCCUGGCAUGCAGCCCCUGGAUCGGACUUCAUAAAGCUACCCAGAAACAAACCGUGAGAAAUGACCCAGAAGACAGUAAGAUGACAUUCUGAAGCUUGGUCUGGCACGGUUAAGUUGCUAACGCAAGAUAAACGAAGUCCGUACCACGAUGACUCGCGACAGCGAGGACUCGGAAAAGUCAGCCGCUGACCCCACCGCUGGCCGGGAACUGCAGUCCUGGAAGUUCUUGGUGUUUUUCCUCUGCUUCUACGGCUUUAUGAACCAGAUACGGCCCGGCGAAAGUUUCAUCACCCCCUACUUACUGUCCCAGAGCUUCACCCAGGAACAGAUCACCAACGAGAUCAUCAUCGUCCUGUCCUACUCUUACACGGCCGUGUUGGUCCCCAUCUUCCUGCUGACGGACUACCUCCGCUACAAGCCAGUGCUGGUCCUGCAGAGCUUGAGUCACAUCGCUAUCUGGCUGCUGUUGAUCUUCGGCACCGACAUCCUCGCUAUGCAGUUCAUGGAGUUCUUCUACGGCAUCACCAUGGCCGCCCGGGUGGCCUACUCAUCGUACAUCUUUUCCCUGGUCAGCCCGUCACGCUACCAGCGGAUGGCCAGCUACUCCCGGACCUCCGUGCUGCUGGGCCUCUUCACCAGCUCCGUGGUGGGGCAGCUGUGCGUCUCGGUUUGGAAGGUCUCCUACAUCACGCUCAAUUACGUCUCCCUGGGGUUCGUGACUUUUGGGUUGGUCCUGACGCUCUUCCUGAAGCCGCCUAAGCGGAGCCUCUUCUUCAAUCGAGGCAAACCUGCCCAUCAAGACGCCUUACCCUCCGAGUUGGACAGGAUGAACCAGGGCUCGGGGAGCCUGGUGGAGGAGAAGGCCGGCCUGAAGGUGUUCCCGGCCUGGAGGGACUUGAUCCUCGUUCAGAUGCUCCGGGAGCUGAAGACCUUCCUGAAGCAACCUCAGCUGCGACUGUGGUCCCUGUGGUGGAUAUUUAACUCGGCCGGCUACUACUUGAUCAUCUAUUACGUUCACAUUUUGUGGAGCGACAUUGACCCCAACAGAGUCCUCAACGGGGGCGUGGAGGCUGCGUCGACCCUCCUCGGUGCCAUCACCUCCUUCACCGCGGGCUAUGUGAAAAUCCGCUGGACUCUCUGGUCCGAGCUGGUGAUCGGGGCCGUCACAGCCCUGCAGGCCGGGCUCAUUUUGCUCAUGAACGCCACUGGUAACAUCUGGGUGUGCUAUGUGGCCUACGUCUUUUUCAGAGGUUUCUACCAGUUCCUCGUGCCCAUAGCCACGUUUCAGAUCGCCUCCUCCCUGUCAAAAGAACUCUGUGCACUGGUUUUUGGACUCAACACCUUCUUCGCCACCAUCUUGAAAUCCACCAUCACUCUUAUCGUUUCCGAUAAGAAGGGCCUGGGACUUCAGGUUCACUCUCAGUUUCACGUCUACUUUGUCUACUUCACGGUGCUGGCGUUCGCCUACCUCGGGGGAUCUGUGUACGUGGCUUUGAGACACAACAGGCAAGACAGACAGCAGGACUGCCCGUUGGCCAAGGAGCUGAGCGGCCCCACGGAGGAGACGGGAGCCAGGGAGCUGAGCCCGAAGGAGGGCGGGAGCAGCAGCGAACGGGCCUGAGAAGGGUGAGGCGAGGGGAGGCCAUGGCCACGCUUCAGGCCCCCCAAGGCCGAGCAGAUCCUGAGGUAGGAACGGAUGCUGAGAGACUCUGGUGUUCCAGGCCAGUGGCUGGAGAGAGGACCAGCUGGCGGUCCAUGGUGACAUGUUGAGCUGCCAUUGGUGCCCCCCCAGCCCAGAGCCAAACUCCACAUGAAACCGCCUUUUCUGUACCAUUCCGGGUUGGAGCGCAACCCGGCAAGCAGCCUGGAUGUCCAAGCAAAUGGGGCUGCCUCUCCUCAGCCCAACACAGUGCUCUGUUUCCUCAUCAACACCCAAAUGAUGGGAUAACUUUACAGGCCACAACAUUUAAAAUAAGAUUUUAAAAACUCCUGCCCCGGUUAGGGAGUCACAUUUUCCAGUGUUCUAUUUUUUCUUUCUUUCAGACUCCCAACUGGCUGAAUUUUUUGCCUUAGGCAUUGCUGUGAAAAAGCUUAAACCCUUCUCGUGCCCCUGUGCCACCCCUGCUAAAUUGCUAGAAAGCUCCAUUUUCUCUGUAUAACAAGCCCAGGAAAGAGAGAAGGAGCCACAGUUGCAUUUCUGCCAUAUCCAGUCCCUGCAGUAAGCGUUCUGUUCAUAAGUGUAUGUUGUGAAGCGAGCUGUGCGGCACGGUGGGGGGCUUGGGAACGCUAGGCCGAGUCCCCCCACCCCUGCUUCCUGGAGGCUUUUAGAUGUUAAUUCCUCUGGGCAUAGGAAAAAGAAUUCACACUUCAGUGUUCUUCCCUCCCAACCUCCCUCUUUAUAGGAGUCCCAUGUGGGAAUUAGGAAGGGGAAGCUGGAGUUGGAUUUCAGCUGUUUGUCAGGUGGAGCCACCGAAGUUGCUGAAGCCAGCAGACCGUUCCCUAUGCUGGAGCCACAGUCUCUUUCUCUUCUCCACAAGAUGCCCAGCUGUGAUGGAAGAUGAUCGGACUUUGGGCCUUCCCUCCCACCCCUCUCACGGCUGUGUUUGUCGAAAUCUAGGGGCACCGUGGAAGGCAGCUAGCUUCUCCAGAGCCACGACGGUCCUGUUUGGAACCAUUCCAAGGUGGUCAGUGAUUUUGAAGCAAAAUGGGAUUGCAUCUAGCCUGCUUUUGGUACUCCCCCAGAUGGUGGGCUGAAGGGGCAAGGGGCUCCUUUGGGUUCACUUAGGGGAGAGGUCACACGGUCCCUUUAGGUGCCACCUCUUUCAGGCCUUGGUUUUUGUCCUUGUCUGCCGUCCCCCCUCCCUCCCGCAUUUCCGCAACUCCACUUGCCAACCCGUCCCCCAGGACUGACACUCACCUACCUCAGAGGCGCAAUGGAGGGUGAAAGAAAUAUUGCGGGACAAACGUUCCUCGGAAUAAAUCAAUAUAAAACAGUGCACUUCAGUAUUAGCCCUGGCAGUGGGGGCCUAAAUUGGAAGGAAACCGGCUGGGUGUGUGUUCAGGUGGAGGCUUGAGGCGGGAGAGGGGACAGUUCUCUGCCCCCACUCCCCCCUAACCCCAUCGGCAGAGAGGGGAGGCUCACCUAGCAUGGCCCCUCCGGGCCCACGUUCUCCUGCUGCCCCACUGCAAGAGGCGCUGGCCUCUCCUCGAAUUUGGUACUGUCGCUUCACCCAGGAUUCUUUUUUUUUUAUUUCUGAUCAGUGGUUGAAAAACCACAGAAUCAUUUUUUUUUCCACCGUAGGAUACAAGUAUAGAGAUUUUGUA